GAAGGACGCGGCUGCGAACGUCUCGGGCCCCCGGCCCCUGCAGGUGCGACCCGCGGUGCCCUCCGGCCCGUGGCGUCUCUGCACCUGUUUCCGGCCGGACCCUCUAAGGGGACGGACGGGGCGCCGACCCCUUCCGGUGCCGCUCGGGUCGCGCCCGGUCGGGCCGCCGGCUCCGGACCUCUUCCGGUGUCGCUCGGGGGGCCCUCCUGUCGCGAUAGGGGCCCCGUCGUGACAGUCGGCGCCGCCGUGGGGGAAGCCGCAGGGCCGGGGGCCGCGGCAACGGCCGCCGCCGCGAUGGAGCCGCCGCGCAUGCGCGCCAGAGCCGUCCACGGCCAUGGGGACUACGACUCUGAUUUUAGCGACGAAGAGCCGGCUGGAGAAUCUGGUAGAGGAAAGAAAAGGGCAAGCAGUGAAGAAUUGUUGCUCAGAAAGCCAUUUCAGAAAGAUAAAUUCGGACAGAUGCCGCACCACAAAGUUGCAGCAGUCGAGCUGGAUAGGGAAGAAGCAAGGAAUCGGAGAUUUCAUCUGUUGGCUAUGGAUGCCUAUGCAAGGCAUAGGAAGUUGGUGAACGAUUAUAUUUUGUAUUAUGGAGGCAAAAAAGAAGAUUUCCGACGCUCCGGAGAAAAUGACAAGACGGACCUGGAUGUGGUCAGAGAAAACCAUAGGUUUCUGUGGAAAGAAGAGGACGAAGUGGACAUGACUUGGGAGAAGAGGCUUGCCAAGAAAUACUAUGACAAACUAUUCAAGGAAUACUGUAUUGCUGAUCUCAGUAGAUACAAAGAUAACAAGUUUGGAUUUAGGUGGCGAGUAGAUAAAGAAGUAAUAUCCGGAAAAGGUCAGUUUUUCUGUGGCAAUAAAUACUGUGAGGCCAAAGAAGGAUUGAAGAGCUGGGAGGUGAACUUCGGUUACAUUGAGCACGGGGAAAAGAGGAACGCGCUCGUUAAACUGAGACUUUGCCAAGAGUGUUCCUUCAGAUUAAACUUUCACCACAGGAGAAAAGAAGUCAAGCCAAAAAAGCAGAGAGCCGAAACAAAUAACGAGGGGUUAUCACUUAAAAAGCCCAGACUAUCAUCUUCCAGAAAAAAGAGUUCCAAAAGGAAGGAAGACCGUGAACGCUUGCCGGCGAAGAAAUCAGAAGAGUCUGGAAAAGAUACAGACAGCAGUGACGAAGAAGAAGGACCUUCAGAAGCCGAACUUUGGAAGGGGCCCGUCCCGGAGACGGAUGAAAAAUCUCAGGAGGAAGAAUUUGAUGACUAUUUCCAAGACUUGUUUCUGUGAAACAGGAGAAAAAUGCCACGGAUUCAGGUGCUAUCUGUCGUUCCAGAUCUCCUUAGUUUAUUGCAUGAGCCUGUCUUGCAAAAUGGGAAGAUACCAGCUUUAGCCAAUCCUACUUCUGUUUCCUCUCCCUUACUGAAUAACCUUUUUUCCAUCAGUUGCUUAGUUUUUUUAAGAAAUUAUAUCUGUCGAUUGACUAUGCAGUGAUGGUUAUCUUUAUGGUACAAUAUUUGAGAAAGGAAAGAUGUAUGUCGGCAUAUCGCUGAAAGACAAUUGCAGAUAAUCUCUAAAUAAUAAAUAUACAAUUAGAAUGUUA
Messenger RNA from Ornithorhynchus anatinus (platypus), 1591 nucleotides. Its product is annotated as protein FRA10AC1. Gene Ontology annotation, biological process: dephosphorylation. Lineage: Eukaryota; Metazoa; Chordata; Mammalia; Monotremata; Ornithorhynchidae. The transcript is spliced from 14 exons. The coding region runs from base 295 to 1278 and encodes 327 amino acids. Gene Ontology annotation, molecular function: phosphatase activity. The record is from RefSeq and is a predicted model, not a curated record.